Molecule: messenger RNA, 2691 nt
Organism: Pichia kudriavzevii
Lineage: Eukaryota; Fungi; Ascomycota; Pichiomycetes; Pichiales; Pichiaceae
Exons: 1
Coding region: 1-2691 (896 amino acids)
Cellular component (GO): Ino80 complex
Source: RefSeq, a predicted model, not a curated record
AUGUCUGCGCUAUCCGAUCUACUCAAUCCAUCUGUCGGCACCGAGUCUCCCAGUGAUGUUUCUAGCACCCCGGGGGAGCCGAAUACGUCGGAUGCAGCUUCUCAGUCCCACCCAAUGUCCGUUACAGAAAUGUUGAUAUCCAGGUCAAACCAGGAACAAGAGGAAAGAGAAGCCUCUCGUUCUACCGAGAAACAGCGUGGAACUUCACAAGUGGGUGGUCAUGCCGGUAGAGCGGCAGCUACGAAAGAACUAAAACAUGCAAAGAGUUCUGAAACUGACCAUGCUCGAUCUUAUCAGACGUUGUUGAUCAAUGCACGUUCUAGACACUUGAAGAAAAACGAUGGUGAGCCAUAUUGGAGAAACGAAAUACAAUUUGCAUUUAUUAUGGAGCUACUAUUCAACCAUUUUAGAGUUUUCAAGAAUCCCUACUAUGGGACGCCUGAAGGAUUCGAUUGGCCCGAACAUUUUAAAGUUUUCAAGGAUUCAGAUGGGAAAACCCACCCCAAUGAUGGCCAAACCCUAACAUUCUUUGAGUUGUAUUUGGUUACUUUACUUAAAUCAUCGAAAAUUUCCAAGAUUCUAAAGGCUAGAUUAAUGCUAGAUAUUAAUUAUGCGUUGAAUUUUACUGUGAUUUCUUUACUUGUUAAUAUCGGUAGAUUGAACACCACUGUCAAUUUUGAUUAUGAAAUGAGAUCACAGUUUCGAACCUACCAUUCGAUUCCAUCUCUACAGGUGGGAAGCCAUUUCCAAAUUAUUGAGAAGUUUUAUCCUCAAGAAGCACAGAAGCUAUUUGAGGACCCAGAAAACAAAGGCAAGAAAAACAAAGACGGUGAUUUAGCAGAUGAUCCAACCCCCUCAAACAUCAGAAACGGGAGUGGGUAUACUAUUUCUACUGUCAAGCAGCUCCAAGAUACGCCAAGGAUAAAGUCCAUACUAAAAUCCAUAAAUGAAUUAAGUGGUAAUAUUCCAAAAAAAUUUCCUGCCUUUAUAGAAGCAAUAUCCCAAUCCAAUCAUACCUUCAAUAUCAUUUCUAUCAUUUUUAUGAUCUGUACCCAUGAAUACGAAAUAGGUCAAGCAUUCUUCCCUUUUGAAAAUGGACAACAGAACGCAUCAAAGUCCUCCACCACGGGAUCGUUGCUAAACGACAUUUGGCUAAGACCAAAAUUAAACUCUUCUGAUAAAGUUAGAAAAUUUUUGUGGUUGAUUUACACAAUACUGGAAACCAAACUGGAUGUUGACAAGAUUUUACAGAAUCCAUUUAACGAACCUGCUCAAUCCGUUGAACUUUGUACAGCUUUGCCAUCAGCUAAUAUAGCGAAUGAAUUGAAAGAUGUACACCAUAAAAUGGGGAAUCAUUCCUCGACCAUAGUGGCAAUGGCUGAUAUAAUACCUAAAUGGAGAUCUUCAGAUUCUGAACAUAUUGCCUAUGAUCCUUUGUUCAACGAUUUUGAUACACCUGAAGAAGUUGAUUUUGCAGGUCAAAUGAAAAAUUGUAGAUUCCAAUUUGUUGAGCAUGAAAACCAGAAUCUGACAAUCACUAAUGUUCAUGGAAACCAAAACUCGGAGGAAAAAGCUGAGUCUGAUCAGGUAGGCACCCUCACGAAUAGUAGAAGGAAUAGAAGGUUGAGAGUAGAAAAUAACACUGGAAGAGAUUCCUCAAACGUGAAGAUAAGGUCACAUGGAAAAUCUAGAAGAAGUCUGCGACAAAAGACAAUGGAGUCUGCAACGAGCGAUUACGGGUUUAGCUCUAACACUAAUUCGGGGAAAAAAAUUGACAAAACAUACUAUACAUCAGUUCUUGAUUCAUUUGGUGUGCCGGGAAAGAAGGAUAUUGAUGAUGAUAAUGACUCCUGCGAAGAUGACCAUUGUGAUACACCAGGUAAUCGUAACAAGAGAUCAUGUGAGGAGAUGGAGGGUGAUGAAGUUACUAGUGGGAAUAUGGAUGACUUGGCUGAUUAUAAUGGACGAAGCAUAUGCCCAGAUAAUAUGGAUCCUAUUUUAUCAGCACAACUAAAUAAUUUACAACGUUUCCCAAUGGACAACGAAGGAAGUAGAAGGCCAAAUGAUGAUUCUGUUGAGUUGAGUGCAACUGAUCCACUUCCAAUGUCUGUCUACGAAGAGAAUCCUGAAGAUAUCAAUGAAAGAUUCUUUAAUUACGGCUAUUCUGGAGUAAUUGUGAAUGAUUAUAAACACGGAGAACACGACGCUUUGCAACUGACCAGUUGUGUAAGAAAGCGCAAAAAUAGGAAGCAGGCACCAAUUGAGCCUGCAAUUAAAAAUACUGUUAACAUGUUUGACGCUUACUUCAACAGGGAUAAUAAAAGUGCAGCUUCGAGCUCCAAAAACGCAAUAAUCAGAAGAGAAAAGUAUUUAAUGAUAUCACAAUUUAUCUUUGACUUGAUCAAGGAAAAACAGGUGCAGGCAAGAAUUUUAAGACAUCAUGAGGGUAAUUGGAAACAUUUUACCAAACAUUUGUGGGAUUUAAAUAUUUUUGUAGAAAAAGAACAGGCAGAAGCACAAGAGAGGUUUGCAGAUUGGGGAGAAUUUAAAACGACUAUGAUGAAGGUUUUCAAUCAAGUCAACUGCGUUAUAGGCGAAAGGCUAAAGGUGGAUAAAGUUAUGGGGGUCGAGCCUUCGACUGAAAGGCAGGACACAUUUCUAGAUGAUAUCUUUAGUCAAUUGGAGAAAUAG